Rotaria sp. Silwood1 is the source of this 213-nucleotide messenger RNA. The record is from the annotation of a GenBank genome assembly. NCBI's taxonomy places the organism in Eukaryota, Metazoa, Rotifera, Eurotatoria, Philodinida, Philodinidae.
AUGUGGUCUUUAUCAUCUGAUGUACAAAAUCAUUGUGUUGAAGCUAUAAUGAGUCUUUACGAAACAAUGACUAAUCAUACAACACAAGUUAUUGAAUGUCUUAAUAAAUUAUAUGAUUUAAUACCUGAUGGAAUAAUUACAUAUGAAAUUUGGGACAAUAUAAUGUCUUAUUCAAUGGAAUCAAUUCGAUUAGAAGUACCAGAAAAUGAUUAA